Molecule: messenger RNA, 2852 nt
Organism: Limulus polyphemus (Atlantic horseshoe crab)
Lineage: Eukaryota; Metazoa; Arthropoda; Merostomata; Xiphosura; Limulidae
Product: serine/threonine-protein kinase B-raf-like
Exons: 20
Coding region: 591-2558 (655 amino acids)
Biological process (GO): signal transduction; protein phosphorylation
Molecular function (GO): protein kinase activity; ATP binding
Source: RefSeq, a predicted model, not a curated record
UCUCCAGCCUGUGCAACGGUCGCUCCAGACGGCCGUGCGAUUUCAGGUGGAUGAACAGUGUAUAUGUGAAUUCUGUAUAUAUGUGUGUGUGUGUGUGUGUGUGUGUUGUAGUGUUUGUGUUGUGAUUUGAAUGCAGGCUGCUAGAGCUGACAACAUGGCUCUAAUGGUGUGUUCCCCACCAGUGGAGGAGCUCAAGAACAUUCGAAGUAUGAUCAGACUGACGCGGGGAAAUCUUGAAGCUUUAAAUGCAAAGUUUGCUCAAUAUCAGCACCCACCUUCAAUGUACAUAACCGAAUGAGAAGGAACCCCAGGAGAGAAAGUGGCUAGUAUGACAAAGGUUUCUGUAAAUCUUGCAAACAGAUACAUAAAAAAAGGAGUUUGAAGAUCUAAAUUCCAAACUGAAUGAGUUUCAGCUUCAAGAACAAAGACUUGUAGAUCAGCUUAGCAAUGGAAGUAAUGGAAGAGACUCCCCUGAACACUCAGAUUAUGACUAUGAUGAUAGUCGGAUUUAUUCUGAGAUUCUUUCUUCACGGGCAAUUCUGACUCCAAACAAUAGUCAAGGAAGUUUAUCGAGUGGUAGUACAGGUACUAUGUCAGAUGGAGCCAGAUUAACACCAAAAUCUCCAUUAAAAGUUGUCAGAGCCUUCCUUCCUAAUCAACAAAGAUCAACGGUUCAAGUUCGACCAGGCCAGACAGUUCAGGAAGCUUUGUCUAAAGCUAUGAAGAGAAGACAUUUGACACCCCAUAUGUGUGUAGUAUACAAAUGUAAUCCAAGAGUUCGGCUAGAUUGGGAUACAGAUAUAGCAAUGUUAGAAGGAGAAGAAAUUACUGUUGAAAUAAGAGAACGAUUUCCUAUCACAACUAGUAUAUCUCAUAAUUUUGUUAGGAAAACCUUCUUCACCUUGGCUUUCUGUGAAUGUUGUCGAGGUAUUCUGUUUCAUGGGUUUCGCUGUCAGACUUGUGGAUAUCGAUUUCAUCAGCGAUGUGCUGGUGAUGUACCAACACUAUGUCAACCUCUUCGAGUGGACAAUAUUUAUAAGCAACUAUUAGCUAUGAAUGAAUCUUCUAGCAACAUGAUCCAGUCAACUGCAGGUUCAUUAUCUCCAUAUGCACCUAACUACCAAUACCUGCAACAAACCACAAUAACGUCUUCUCCUAGAAAUGUACCCAGACCUCACCCUCCACCACUAGGCCAGAGAGAACGCUCAACUUCAGCUCCUAAUGUUUGUUACAACACAGUCAAUCAUGAUAUGACAUUGGAGGAAUUUGCACUUAGGCUUCGAUCACAGAAUUCGUCAGGUGUGUCUUCUCCCUUGACCCCUCGGCAUGAGAUUUUCUAUCGCUCGCACACAGAUAAAGGCAGCCCAACGCAUUCGCCAAUGUCCAAGCACUGCCAACUUGAGUUACCGAGUCCAGGAGGCAGUCCUGGCUCACUGGCUCCACCUUAUCAGCAGAGCUCUGCUUCCACUAAUCAUAGUCCAAGUUCCAGUCCAACCAGAACACAAAGUGCACAGGGCUCGCCAACCAAUAUCCACAAACCUUGGAGACCUCGAGCUAGGUCUGCUGAUGAAAGUUCCAAAAAAGUACAGCGGACAACCAGGGAAUCAAUUGAAGACUGGGAGAUCCCUUCCAAUGAAAUUCUUACUGGUCCAAGAAUAGGUUCUGGAUCAUUUGGAACUGUAUACAGGGCUCACUGGCAUGGCCCAGUAGCUUUGAAAAAAUUGAAUGUUACCAAUCCUACUCCUGCCCAGCUUCAAGCCUUUAAAAAUGAAGUUGCUGUGUUAAGGAAAACUCGUCAUGUGAACAUUUUACUAUUUAUGGGUUGUGUGUCUAAGCCUCAUCUUACUAUUGUAACUCAGUGGUGUGAAGGCUCUAGUCUGUAUAAACAUCUUUAUGUCCAAGAAUGCAAGUUUGAAAUGUUUGAACUUAUCAACAUUGCCAGACAAACUGCUCAGGGAAUGGACUAUCUUCAUGCUAAGAAUAUCAUCCAUAGAGACCUGAAGUCAAACAAUAUCUUUCUCCAUGAAGACUGGACUGUCAAGAUAGGAGACUUUGGUCUUGCAACUGUGAAAACCAGGUGGAGUGGAUCAGAACAAUUUAAUCAACCAACUGGGUCAAUAUUGUGGAUGGCUCCUGAAGUAAUCAGAAUGAAAGACCCUCAUCCUUACUCAUUCCAGUCUGAUGUCUAUGCUUUUGGUAUAGUUUUGUACGAGUUGAUUACAGGGCAAUUGCCCUAUGCUCGUAUCAACAACAAAGACCAGAUCCUUUUCAUGGUGGGUCAUGGUUAUUUAAGGCCUGAUUUAAGUAAUGCUAGAUCUGACACACCUAAAGCUCUGAUUAGACUGAUUGAGGAUAGUGUUAAGUUUAAUCGAGAAGAAAGGCCUCUAUUUCGACAGAUUCUUGCAUCACUGGAGUCCUUGGCUCGUUCUCUUCCAAAGAUCCAUCGUAGUACAUCAGAACCAACACUUAAUCGAACUCAUCUCCAAUCAGAAGACUUUACUUAUAACUGUGCCUCUCCUAAGACACCGAGUCAGUUUGGAACUUUUCCUUUUUUUUGAUUUAUGUGAUUAAACUGAUCAAAAAAGAUCAACACUAAGCAAAGAUGGUGCCUCUCAAAGUUAAGAAGUGUUUAAUGGACAUUCUGCUUCUCACUGGAGUGGUCUUAGACAUCGAUCUCUCAGCAGCAUGUCGUAAAGUAUUUAAUUAAUUUAAAGAUGCCAAAUCAGCUGAAAUGUUGUAUUUAUAUUGUUUCUUCCAUUGACAAAUAACUAGGAAGACUUGUAAAAUAUUCAUUGUAAUUUCUGUGUUGGCCUCUAUCUUGGAAAAAAUAAAGUUAGCUGUUCGUAGGCUUU